AUGGAUCUUUUCCAGGAGAUCUUGCCGGGAGUGAGAGAUGCCCUCGCCAACGCUUCGGCCUUCCAAAUUCAGGGGCUGCUGACCCUCAUGGUGGAGUCAGGCGUCAUCUCCAAGGAAUACCACCAGACUUUGCUCCAUGAAAAAGACAGAGAGGAUCUAGCCAGGAAGAUUUGUUUGACUCUGCUGGGAAGGCAGGACGUACACCUGGACUCCUUUGCAUCUCACUCUGGUUUGCAGUUCUGGGGUGACGACAACCAUGGAGACGCUUCAGAAGCUAAAUCAGCCAGGACUAGAAGCUUGGGUGACACCACAAUGGGCUCGGGAGCCCUGCCUGCGAAGGGGUACCUGGACUUGCUUCACAGUGACCUGGACCCCCUGCUUCUGUACAAAAACAUCGAAGAUGACCUUCCCACAGGCCACGCUCCUGACGUCAGCCUCGACGACCAGGACAACAACCCGGAUGUCUUUUACACCGUGGAAAGCGAUGAGAGCGGGGAAGAGGUCUGUCUGUGUUCCAGUACUGGAGAAGCCUACGAGAAAAUCGCGGAACUAGCAGAAUACGUGCUGGAAGAGGAACCUGCAGAAGACCUUUUCGGUAAGCUGCUUCCCCCGUCCCUCGCCUCCCUCUUACCCUUUAAAGAAAUACGAGAUGUUCUCAGCCCGGCGCCUCCUUCGGGGCUGCCCCGUCCAGCUUUUGUGGCGACUUCAGAGGCCGCGCAGCGUGCGCUCGUAACAUUUGUUUUCCUUCCAAACGACACAGCAGGAAGCUUCGAUUCAGAUGACGCGACGGCUGACGGUUGUCCAGAGCCAAAGAGACAACGCAGCUGUUCCGACGCUCCAGAACCCAAACGGCAGAAAGUCGCACACCCGCCGGGUCUCUGCUCCGGAAGUCCCAACCCAGCGGCGUUUCCCCUGGACCUGUCCUCGGCCGAGACCGUCCCUCUGUCCAACUUCCACGUGCAUUUUUCCGUGACCACCAUAACCCCUGCUGGGGGAUUUCCAAAGAUAUUCGGGCCUCCCGACCUGGUGCUUGAUACGCAAGGUCUUCAGAUGAUCCUGGCCUUCCUGCCACCUUCUCCGCGGGUGAAUUUGCCACUUGGACCAGCCGUAUCGGACGUCAACUUCUGUCCAGAUAUCGUGGAUACCUUUUCCACACGGUUGAAAACCUCCUUCAGGGAGAGAUGCCGAUUUGUGCCCAUGGAGCAAGACGUUCCCAUGGACUCCCUCUACAUCGAAGGCGACGUGGUGCGGUGUCGCAUUGAAAACCGGAGCGGGAGAAAUGCCGACCUGAGGGUCUGCGACCUCGAACAGAAGGAUAAGACAACGGUGGAGUGCCUGUUCCGGAUGGUCGAGAAGAACGAACUCGGGGCCAACAAAGUAAUUGUCGUGUUGGGAAAGGCUGGGAUGGGGAAAAGCCUUUUUGCCCAAAAGAUCUGCCUCGAUUGGUCCAACGGCAGGUUUGCCCAGUUUGAGUUUGUCUUCCGGUUCGAUUGCCGGCGGCUGAGCCUUCUCCCAGGGAAGCGCUACAACCUACGACAGCUGCUCUUUGAGUUCUCUGCCGACCCUCAAGAAGGAGGGGACAAUAACGUCUACAGAUAUCUGCUGCGGCACCCAGACAAGGUCCUCCUGAUCUUUGAUGGCUUCGAAGAGCUGCAGGAUCUAGAGGGUUUCUCCCUGUGUUUGGACAGCCUGCCCCGUAAGGAGCCCCGGGGCAUCGGUGCUGUCUUAGCCGGCCUCUUCCAGAAGAAGCUGCUCGACGGCUGCAUCAUGUUGCUCACUUCCCGGCCCAAAGAUAAGCUGCAUCAGUAUUUACCCCGGACGGACAAGAUCCUGGAGGUGGUGGGGUUCUCCUCGCAGCAAGCUGAAGCCUACCUGGCCAGGUACUUCAAAGGGUCCUCCUAUGGCAGGGAUGCCGCGAAUCUCAUCAAAAGUUCUCCUUAUCUUUUCAGCCACUGUCACAAUCCCGAUCUGUGCAGGAUCAUUUGCUUUGUGUGCAAAUCUGCCUUCAAAACUGGAGACAGAGAACUCCCUUCCAGUCUCACUGGCCUGCUUGUCAGAUUCCUCCUUCACAAGCUUGGGUGCGCGACAAACGGAAAAGCCACCUCAAAGCAUCGGGACAUCUCCGCCUUAGCCCGGGCUGCAUGGUCUCUUGGGCAGGGACAACCAAGGGCGCCAACGGGCCUUUGUUUCCCCUCUGUCGAAGCCAAGGAGGUGGCUCUGAAGUGCGGGAUAUUGGUGCCCUUGGCGUCCAGCGACGGCAGCGAAGAAUGCGGUUGUGCGUUUUCCAGUUUUGUGGUCCACAAUUUCUUGGCAGCUCUACAUUUGGUUCUAGCCAAAGAGAUGAAGGACAAAAGACUCACCAAACACCUCUGGGUGCCGUCCAAGCCCAAGAAGUUUCCCUGCUCCUGGGACUUGGUGCCUCGCCUCCUGGCCGGCUUGCUGUUCUUCCAGGACGACCUCAGCUCUUCCUUCCUCUUCCGAGAAGAAGGGGAGACGGACAUGGAGAAAAUGAUCGCCAAGAAGCGGAAAAGCCUCUGCAAAUACAUCCGGAAGCUCGAGAUAGGCGAUCUAGGCCCGGCCCGGCUGCUGGAGGUCUUCCACUGCGUCUGUGAGACAGAAGACCCGUUUCUGCUGCAGCAUUUGGCGUUGAGGGUCAGGCCGGCUCUCUCCUUCGGCUUCCCCUUCGCUCCUCCCGACGUCUGCGUCCUGCAUUCUGUCUUGAGGAAAGCCCCCAAGAAGUUCGCUUUGGACUUGAGAGGGAGCUCUGUCGGUUCAGAAGGACUCGGGCACCUGGUCUGCCUCCCGAAUGUCACGUCGUUCAGGGCGUCGCUUGGGGAGGUCGUACAGCUCUGGGAACGCUUGUGGGAAACAGCGGGAGAAGAGGAGCUGCAGUCGGCCAUUGAAAAAUUCGUCAUCGAUCCUUUCAAAGUCCAGACGGUGAAGGACGUGGAUGACCUCUCUGCUCUUGUGCUCAUGCAGGAGAAAAUGAGGCCCGGCAAAGAGCCAGUCCAGGCUUUCCUGGUGCUGCUUCAGAGAAGCCCAGGAGGCGAGUGCGGGGAUCGCCCCUUCAGAGACUGCCGCCUCAACCGAAGGCAGAGUCCUGGCUUGGAAGAGCCAUACUUCUUGUGGGCGGCAGGCCCCUCCGGUUGCAACGUCCGAGAGAUUCCGGCUGUCGCGGAUCUUCAGCACCUAGAAUUUGCAUUGGGACCCACCUGCGGCCUGAGAGGGUUCAAAAAGUUGGUGGAGAUUCUGGGUGCGUUUCCAGCUCUCCGGCAUUUGGACUUGGAUUCUCAAAAGGAGAACGAAAUUGGAGAUGAAGGAGCGGCCGCCCUCAGCGACAUCCUCCCUCGUUUGUGCUCCCUGGAAACUCUGAACUUGUCACAGAACAAGAUAACUAACCGGGGAGCAGAGAAGCUGGCCAAAGCUCUUCCUUAUCUGCCUUCACUGAAGACGGUGAGCGUGUACAAUAACAGCAUCGGUGACGCCGGAGCAGAAAACUUUGCAGACGUGCUUCCGGAACUGACCUCUUUAAGAGUGCUGAACGUUCAGUGCAACAAGAUAACAGCCGCAGGGGCCCACCGUCUGGCCGACAGCCUGAGGAAAUGCCCCCACGUGCGGAGCGUGGCGCUCUGGAAUCCCACAAUCCCUCAUGGUGUUCUCGAGCACCUUCAGCAGCUGGAUUCUCGAAUCAGAUCGCUCUAG
Molecule: messenger RNA, 3702 nt
Organism: Euleptes europaea (tarantolino)
Lineage: Eukaryota; Metazoa; Chordata; Lepidosauria; Squamata; Sphaerodactylidae
Gene: CIITA
Product: class II major histocompatibility complex transactivator
Exons: 18
Coding region: 1-3702 (1233 amino acids)
Biological process (GO): positive regulation of MHC class I biosynthetic process; positive regulation of transcription by RNA polymerase II; inflammatory response
Molecular function (GO): ATP binding; protein binding
Source: RefSeq, a predicted model, not a curated record